This is a messenger RNA of Leptosia nina, 579 nucleotides long. The record is from the annotation of a GenBank genome assembly. NCBI's taxonomy places the organism in Eukaryota, Metazoa, Arthropoda, Insecta, Lepidoptera, Pieridae.
AUGGUGUUCAAGUUACCGACGUUUAAGAAGUGUAUGUGUUGUCUAUCGCUUAAAACUGGUUCUCUAUUGAUCGGCUAUGUGUCUGCUAUAUUUUCAACAUUUGUAUUAAGUUUGAUCUCAGUGUCACUAUACAAAGUAAUCACGUUUGUGGAUCAUCAAAGGAAUGAAACGGUCACAGAUACAGAAACACAGACAGAAAAUCCCACAGAUAAAGUCAACGAAGUUGCCAUAAGUCUAUAUCUCACGCACGCGUAUUUAAUAGUGGUAUUCGCUUAUAAUAUUAUAAUAAGCAUUGUUCUUAUUGUUGGAGUUCAUAAGGAGAACACAAAAUUUAUGAGGGAUUAUUUCAAAGCUGGUUUAUUCCUGUUAAUAUUAGCACUUGCCACCGUCGUAGUAUCUACAGUUUUCUUACACUUUUUUGUAACGCUGUCAUUACUAAAAUGGAGUGUUACAAUUCUCUAUUGCCUCAUUAUGGUACGAAGCCAUUACUUAGAACUCGAAGAAGCACGCAAGCCACCAGUAAUUGAAAUGGAAACACUUUAUAACCCACCAAGACUGCCAUCCCAUUUGUACGCGUAG